Molecule: messenger RNA, 1805 nt
Organism: Microplitis demolitor
Lineage: Eukaryota; Metazoa; Arthropoda; Insecta; Hymenoptera; Braconidae
Exons: 3
Coding region: 201-1481 (426 amino acids)
Source: RefSeq, a predicted model, not a curated record
GGUGGUGGUAAAUAACGCUGGCAAUCUUUGUGUAGUCAUUCACAAUAUAACACGAUACUCGAUUACAUACGUACGUUGUUUCAAGUGACGAAGCAUCUUAUAGUCGACCAGUUACAAUCCGGACAUUAUAUUAGCGACAUAUAUUUUUUUUUGAUAUACGAUAUACUAGUUUUUUUUUUUAAAUUUAAUAAUCAAUUAAAAUGACAAAUAUUAAAUAUAUAUGUAUGAUAAAUAUUUACUUAGUAAUUAGCAUCUGGUUAACGACAAUUUUGUCAGUGAGAUCGCAAACAGUUUGGCUAGAUGUUGAUACGGGUAAAAUAGUGGGUGUAUCUAAGAGUCAAUCGAACCAGCCUGUGGGUAAUUAUGGUCAAGUGAAUUAUAAUUAUAAUAGAAGACCGCAGUAUGGUCAAACUAACGCACUUUCGCCAAAUUAUGGUGUUAAUAAUCAGAGAGUUGGUGGAAAUAAUUUGAAUCCAAUGUGGAAUUGCAGAAACAGCAGAACGGGUUUCAAUUUUCCUGUAACAAAUGAAGUAAUGUUCAAUACGUUCCCGGAAAUUUUACAACAAGCACAAAGAUCUAAUUUCCCAAGACAAAAUUAUCCGAAUUAUAAUCGUAAGCGUCAAUAUGGGCAGCAAAAUCAUUACAGAUUUGAAUUUGGUAUACAGAGAAAAAAACGUAGUACUUUAGAUCCUGAGUGGGUUUGUACAAAUAGUAAAACUGGGGAUAUGUUAGUAAUUGCCAGUGAAGUCAUGACUGAUAAAUUCCCAGAAAGUACUCAAAAUACGUUAAAUAAUCAACGAUAUCCUAAUUCAUAUGCAAAUAACCCCUGGUUAAAUGGUCAAAAUCUACCAAAUCAACCAACCAAUCAAAUACCCCAGCAAAAUGUCCCUCAAAAUCCGCCAAAUUGGGGGCAAAACAAUCAAAACAUACCAAGUACUCCAAUACCUCAACAAAAUAUUCCUCAAAAUCCACCAAAUUGGGGACAAAAUAAUCAAAAUAUUCCUCAGAAUCCACCAAACUGGGGGCAAACCAACCAAGUUAUACCAAAUACUCCAAUACCUCAACAAAAUGUCCCUCAAAAUCCACCAAAUUGGGGACAAAAUAAUCAAAAUAUUCUUCAGAAUCCACCAAACUGGGGGCAAACCAAUCAAGUUAUACCAAGUACUCCAAUACCUCAACAAAAUAUUCCUCAAAAUCCACCAAACUGGGGGCAAAAUAAUCAAAACCCCAACAAUCCAAUCAAUUUUCCCCCCUUUCAAACAACACCUGAACCUACUGACCUACCAGCAAUUAUUUUAACUACGAAAAAACCAUUCCCGAAAUUAGAAGACAUUGACUGGCUCAAAUACAUCGAAACAACAACGAAACCAACACCAACAACAACGUCGACGACUGAAAAACCAGCUUUUAAUCCGACGAGUUUAAGCCAAGCAAUUGACGGCGAGGGAAUUAUUAUGCCCAGAGGAAAUUUUGAAAAGUAAAUCAACUCAGUACGUCAUCAGUCAUCAUCUACUUUGUCAUAAGUCUUACUUAUACAUUUACAUAUAUAUAUAUAUAUUUUAAAUAAAUUAUGUGAGUUUAUAACUCUGACUUUCAUCAAAGAUACGAGUAAAAAUUGUUUGUAAAACAAAAAUAUUUACAGAGUAAUUUGAAUACUCAGUAAUUUUGUCAAUAAAAAUUUAAUUAUUUUGUAAAAAUAUUGACUGUAAUAAAAUAUCUAUUGAAAGAAACAGCAAAUUAAAUAUUUUGCAUACUUGUAAAGUCAUGGACUUGUUAAUUAAAAAAAUAAAAAAUUUAUAAAACUG